UAUAUAAGGCAUGCUGAGGCCGCCUCACGCUGUUCCAGGCUCUUGUGUAUCUUCUAGCGGAGCCACUGUGUUCACGGCUUAGAGGACCAGGAGAAGGGGCGGCAGAGCCACCUACUGCACGCUGGAGGCUGCAGCCUGCUGUACCGCGGCUGGCCUCGCUGCAGUGGGUGGUGGUGACGGAAACUGCAGCGGCUGGAGCGAAGGACAUGCACUGUCGUCGCAACAGUGAUGAGCUAAAAAUUAAUUGCUGACAUUUGAAAACCACCAAACCAAUACAUAAGUCCCAGAGGUGAGGGACACUGGAGAGUGGAUUCUUGUGCCCCAGGCUGGUGGGUAGGGAACGGGGGCUUCAUGAAGUCCCUAGAGAGCUGGAGAAAAGGGAAAGAACACAAACUCAGCAGGUGGUGGGGGACGGGCAGUCCCCACAGACACGGGGUGGGCCUGGCAGCUCCCAGUGGGCACUCACUCACCCAGAGGGUGUUCAUUAAAGACCACCAAGUAUGGCCAGGAACAGUGGCCUAUGCCUGUAAUCCCAGCGCUUGGGGAGGCCACGGUAGGAGGAUCACCUGAGGUCAGGAGUUGGAGACCAGCCUGGCCAACGUGGUGAAAUACAAAAAUUAGCUGGACAUGGUGCUGUGAACCUGUAAUCCCAGCUACUAGGGAGGCUGAGGCAAGACAAUUGCUUGAACCUAGGAGGUGGAGGGUGUAGUGAGCCAGGAUCAUACCGCACAUGCCAGCCUGGGCAACAGAGUGAGACUCUAUCUCAGGAAAAACAAAAACAAAAGCUGGGCGCAGUGGCUCACACCUGUAAUCUCAGCACUUUGGGAGGUGGAUCAUCUGAAGUCAGGAGUUCAAGACCAACCUGUCCAGCAUGGUGAAACCCUGGCUCUACUAAAAAAAUAUAAAAAAUUAUCCAUAUCCAGGCUUGGUGGCUCACACCUGUUGUUUCAGCACAUUGAGAGGCUGAGGCAGCAGGAUCACGAGGUCAGGAGUUCGAGACCAGUCUGACCAACACGGUAAACCCUGUCUCUACAAAGAGUACAAAAAUUAGCCAGGUGUGGUGGUGGGUACCUGUAAUCCCAGCUACUUAGGAGGCUGAAGCAGGAGAGUUGCUUGAAUGCUUGAACCUAGAAGGCAGAGGUUGCAAUGAGCUGAGAUUUUGCCUCCAAACUCCAGCCUGGUCAACAAGAGUGAAACUGUCUCAAAAAAAGGCAAGUGCCAGCAUGUACUGGGGGAUCCCAGACCGCCAUGAGCCCGACUGCAGGGCAGGGAGGAAGGAGGGGAGAAGGGAGUGACUCUGGGCACUUGGGCCAGGCUUGUAGUGAGGGUCUCAGUCUGCUAAGGGUGCUGGGUAUGAGGAGCUGUGGUGAGGAGAGAGUCAUGAACUCCCCCAGUCAUGGAAUGUCCCAGAACAGCUGUGCAAGAAAAGAGUAUGAGAGACCAGAGGCAGAGAGCAGCUGCUCUCUGGGCCUUGGGCCCCUCUCUCUGGGCUCCCCCACCCCACCAGUGACUCUUCCCACCACCAGUCUUGUCAACCCCUUUCUCCUCAGUACUAGAGGGUGGCCACACAGUCACCCUCUACUAACUUGCAGCCACACCCUGGCUCCUCAGAGCAGCACCAACAUGGGGGCUCCACAGGGCAUCACCUGUCUCCCAGCCCAGACCCUGGCACCUUCCUGCUGCUCGAUCCUCUUCUUGCCUUUCCUCAAGUGUCUCCCUGCUUCCAUUUCUCUCCUUCCUUGCUUACUUCCACCUCCUGCCUCCCAGCCCAGCCCCAACCUUUUCCACCUGACCUUGGUGACACACCCCUCCAUCCCUCCCUCCCUUCCUUUCCUCCCUCGCUCCCUCCCUCCCUUCCCCUACUUCUCUCCUCUUUCUUUCUUUCCUUAUUUCCUUUUUCCUUUUUUCCUUUGUUUCUUUCUUUCUCUUUCUAUUUUCUUCCUCCCUUCCCUUCCCCUUCCCCUUCUUUCUUCCUUCCUUCUUUCCUUCCCUCCUUCCUUUUUCCCUUCCUCCCUCCCUUCCUUUCCCCACUUCUCUCCUUUUUCUUUCCUUCCUUUCUUCCUUUCUUCUUUUUUCUUCUUUCUUUCUCUUUCUUCCUUUCUUUCUUCCUCCCUUCCCUUUGCACUUACACUUCCCUUUCUCCUUCCUGCCCUCCUCCUUCCUUCCUCCAUUCCUUCAUUCCCCAACUUCUUUCCUCUUCCUUCCUUCUUUCCUUUCUUUCUCAUCUUCCUUUCUUUCUUUAUAUCUUUGUUUAUCCUUCCUUCCUUUCUCUUUCUUUCAUUCUUUCCUCUCUUUUCUUCCUUUCUCUUUCCAUCUUUCUCUCUUGUUCUUUCUUCCUCUCUUCCCUUCCCCUUACACUUCCAACUCCCUUUCUUCUUCUUUCCUUCUUUCCUUCCUCCUUUUAUUCCCCCACUUCUUUCCCUUUCCUUCCUUCCUUGCUUUCCCCUCUUUCUUUCUCUCUUCUUUUCUUUAUGUCUCUUUCUUUCCUUCUUUCUUUCCUUCCUUUCUCUCUUUCUUUCAUUGACUCUUUCCUUCUCUUUUUUCAUUUCUUUCUUUGGAGGUCAAGGUGGAUGGCUCUCCUGAAGUAAUGAGUUUGAGCCCAGCUUGGCCAACAUGGUUAAACCCCGUCUCUAAAAAUACAAAAAAAUUAGCUGGGCAUGGUGGCAGAUGCCGGUAAUUCCAGCUACAUGGGAGGCUGAAGCAGGAUAAUUAGUUUAAUCUAAGAGGCAGGGGUUGCAGUGAGCCAGAAUUACACCAUUGCACUCCAGCCUGGGUGACAAGAGCAAGACACCGAAUUAAAAAAUAAUAUGAAUAAGUAGGAGGAGGAGAAAAAACAGCCAGAAGAGGGGGAGGAGGAACAGCCAGGCAUGGUGGCUCACACCUGUAAUUUGAGGAGGAGAAACAGCCAGGUGAGGUGGCUCAUACCUGUAAUAGGAGGAGGAGGAACAACCAGGUGGGGUGGCUGAUGCCUAUAAUCUGAGAAGGAGGAAGAGAAGGAAAAGGGGAGGAGAAAAAGGAUCAGGAAGAGGAGGAACAGCCAGGUGAGGUGGCUCAUGCCUGUAAUCUGAAGAGAAGGAAAAUUGGAGGAGGAGGAGGAACAGCAAGGCGCAGUGGCUCAUGCCUGUAAUCCCAGCUUUUAGGGAGGCUGAGGCAGGUAGUUUACAAGGUCAGGAGUUUGAGACCAGCCUGACCGACAUGGUGACACCCUGUCUUUGCUAACAAUACAAAAAUUAACCGGGCAUGGUGGUCCCGCUUGUAAUCCCAGCUACUCGGGAGGCUGAAGCAGGAGAAUUGCUUGAAGGCAGCAAGUGGAAGUUGCAAUGAGCCAUGAUUGUGCCACUGCACUCCAGCCUGACAACAGAACUAGACUCCAUUAUAAAAUACAAAAUAAAAUAAUAAAAUACUAGACAACAUGGCUUCAAUCCUGGUAAAAAACCAUCUGCAUGAUAAAAGAUUAGGGUGGAGUGGCCAGCUUCUUUCACAGGCUUUACAAAUAGCAUCCCUGGUCCAACCAGUCUUUUGCACCCUAUGUAAAUCAGAUACCACCUCCUCAAGCUCCUCUGUAAAACCUGUAAAUCCAGCACUUUGAAAGCCUGAGGCCACUUGGGGUUAGAAGUUAGAGACCAGUCUGGCCAUUAUGGUGAAACCCCUCUCUACUAAAAAUACAAAAAUAAGCUGAGGAUAUGGCAGGUGCCUGUAAUCCCAGCUACUCGAGAGGCUGAGACAGGAGAAUUGUUUGAACCAGGGAGGCAGAGGUUGCAGUGAGCCGAGAUAGCACCACUGCACUUCAUCCUGGGAGACAGAGUGAGACUCUACCUAAAAUUACAACAAAAAACCUUCUUCAUUCACUGUGGAAGUGGCAACCCAUUUUCUCCAGGACUCCUCUCUGCACAGAGAGCUCUUCGCUUUCUUUUGUCUGUUAUACCACUCUUAAUUUCACUCUGGAGUGUCUGCAUUCAGUUUUCCAUGGUCUUGGAACAAUGAACCUGAGAUUUUACCCCAUACAAAAACACGGCUUCACAAAUACAACUUCAAAACCCGUUUUUGGCCAGACACGGUGGCUCAUGCUUGUAAUCUCAGCACUUUGGGAGGCCAAGGGGGGGCAUAUCACCUAAGCUGGCAGUUUGACACCAGCCUGACCAACAUGGAGAAACCCCACCCCUACUGAAAAUACAGGAUUAGCUGGGCAUUGGCAGGUGUGGGUUUCCAAAGGCAGAGAUAAAUUCAGGAAAGCAGAAGCUACAGGUAAAAUCGUGAAGCUGGCCAGGCAUGGUGGGUCAUGCCUGUAAUCCCAGCACUUUGGGAGGCUGAAGUGGGAGGAUCCCUUGGGGCUAGGAGUUUCAGACCAGCCUGGCAACAAAGCAAGACCCCCAUCUCUACAAAAAAAACUACAAAAAUUGGCUGGGCAUGGUGGUGCUCACCUGCCUGUAGUCCCAGUUACUCGGGAGGCUGAGGUGGGAGGAUCGCUUGAGCCCAGGAAUUGGAGGCUGCAGUGAGCUAUGAUCAUGCUAAAAACAAGGGUAUCAGAAAAUAUUGGAUGGCUGGUUGGAUGCAAUGGCUCUCGCCUGUAAUCCCAGCACUUUGAGAGGCCAAGGUGGAAGGAGCACCUGAGGUCAGGAGUUUAAGACCAGCCUGGCCAGUAUGGUCAAACCUCGUCUCUAUUAAAAUACAAAAAUUAUCUAAGCAUGGUGGUGUGUGCCUAUACUCCCCAGCUACUCAGGAGGCUGAGGCAGGAGAAUUGCCUGAACCUGAGAAAUGGACGUAGCAGUGAGCUGAGAUGGUAUCACUGCUCUCUAGCCUGGGCAAUAGAGCGAGGCUCCAUCUCAAAACAAAAAAAAAAAGGAAAGAAAAAUGUUGGAUAGCAUCUACAUCUCUGAAAAAGGAACAGAUCAGCAGGCAGAUGAAUAAGAUCUAAGAGUCUAUGAGUAAGACCUACAGAAAUAAGAAGAUGCCAAAUGUUUCCUGAGACCUCUUCAUGAUAUUUUUAAAAUGCAGUGAAAUACGUCUCUCGUGUUGACCAAAAGGUACAAUAUUUGAGUUAGAUGGGAGGAGUGGGUUUUUGAGAUAUAUUGCCCAUCAAGAGUAUUAUUCAUUACGAACUAUAGUUACUGAUAAUGUAUAUUUCAAAAUUACUUAAAAAGUAGAUUUUGGUUUGGCCCAGUGGCUUAUGCCCGUAAUCCCAGCUGUUUGAGAGGCUGAAGAGGGCAGAUCACUUGAGGCCAGGUGAAUCAGUUGAACCUGGGAGGCAGAGGUUGCAGUGAGCUGAGAUUGUGCCAUUGCACUCCAGCAUGGGUGAGAAAGCCACACUCCAUCUCAAAAAGAAGGUACAUUUUAUUUUAUUUUAUAUAUAUAUUUUUUGAGACAGAGUCAUUCUCUGUUGCUGAGGCUGCAAUGCAAUGGUGCGAUGUCGGCUCACUGCAACCUCCGCCUCCAUGGUUCAAGUGAUUUCCCUGCCUCAGCCUCCUGAGUAGCUAGGAUUACAGGUGUGUGCCACCUUGGCCAGCUAAUUUUGUAUUUUUAGAAGUGGGGUUUCACCAUGUUAACCCAGCUGGUCUUGAACUCUGCCUCAGAUGAUUCGCCUGCACCAGCCUCCCAAACUGUUGGCAUUACAGGCAUAAGCCACUGUGACUGGAAAAAUUAGACUUUAAAUGUUCUCACGACAGAAAAAUGGUACAUGUGUGAGAUGGUGGAUGUGUUAAUUACCUUCAUAUAAUCAUUCCACAAUGUAUACGUAGAUCAAAACAUCACACUAAGCUUACAAACAUACACAUUAUUAUAUUUAUUAAAAUAAUUAAGUUUAUCUCUUCAAAAUCAUUAAGAAGAAGUCCCAGCCAGGCUUGGUGGCUUACACCUGUAAUCCCAACCCUUUGGGAGACUGAGGUGAGUGGAUCACAAGGUCAGGAGUUCAAGACUAUGCUGACCAACAUGGUGAAGCCUUGUCUCUACUACAAAUAUGGAAAAAAUUAGCCAGGCAUGGUUGCAUGCACCUGUAAUCCUAGCUACACAGGAGGCUGAGGUAGGAGAAUUCCCUGAACUUAGGAGGCAGAGGUUUCAGUGAGCCAAGAUCACACCACUGUACUCCAGCUUGGCUCCAGCUUGGACAUCAGAGCAAACUCCAUCUAAAGAAAAAUAAAAAAGAUAUUUCAAACUUGUAAUUUUACCUCUUGGAGCCUCAACUUCUCAAAUUUGAGAUGAGGUUUCAACGUGUGGGUCAGGCGAGUCUGAAGUCAUGACCUCAGGUGAUCCCACCCGCCUUGACUUCCCAAAAUACUGGGAUUUCAGGCCUGAGCCACUGCUGCUGGCUAUCCAUCACUUAUGCCUUUGCCUAGCUCAGGGAAUCUGCAUUUUUCCAGCAGAGGAAGCAAUCAGAUAUGCACUUGUCUCAGGUGAGCACAAGGAUGACUUAUAGUUCAGUAAAGUUCUUGGUGUGCUCACAAGGAAUUUCCUAGCAGGCAAAUUGGGUGAGAAAUACAUAGCUCUUUUUUUUAGUUGGAGUCCCACACUGUUGCUUAGGCUGGAGUGCAGUGGCACUAUCUUGGCUCACUGCAAACUCCACCUCCUGGGUUGAAGCAAUUCUCCUGUCAGCCUCCCAAGUAGCUGGCAUUACAGGAAGCUGCCACCAUGCCCAGCGAAUUUUUUGUACUUUUAGCAGAGACAGGGUUUCACCAUGUGGACCAGGCUGGUCUUGAACUCCUGCCCUCAGGUGAUCUACCUGCUUUGGCCUCCCAAAGUUAUGGGAUUACAGGCAUGAGCCACUACAGCCAGAACUCACAGUUUCCCAGGAUGGUCUCUGAAUGCCAUGAAACUCUUUUAUUUUUUGUUAAAAAAAUUUUUUUGACACAGGGUCUCACUCUGUUGCUCAGGCUAAAGUGCUGUGGCACAAUCAUAGCUCACUGUAGCCUCUAACUCCUAGGCUCAAGCAAUCCUACUGCCUCAGUCUCCCAAGUAGUUGGACCACAGGUGCCAGCCACCACACCUGGCUAAUUUGUUUAUUUUUUAUUUUUUUUAAAUAGAGAUGGGGGUCUUGCUCUAUUGCCCACACUAGUCUUGAACUCCUGGCCUCAAGCAAUCUUCCUCCCUUGGCCAACCAAAGUGCUGGGAUUACAAGCAAAACCACUGUGCACAGCCGAGAUUUUUUUGACUUAAUCUUUUUGUACAUGUGAUAUUUUAUUCAUAGAAUCCAUAAAUGGUAGGGAAAUUUCUGGGUUGAGGGAAAUAUAUAUGAUACAAAACUUGAUAUGUAGACUAGAGUUUCCUAGCUCAACUGGAGGGGCUAGUUUUAGGUAAUCCAUGGACUUCCUGAAAUUGGGGACACCACUGGAAAUAGGUGUGAGCUCAUGGACAGUUUCCUAUGAUUUUCAGUCCUCAGAAUGUCUCUUGGACUCAAAGAUGCCUUAGGGCAGAGGAUGCAUGUACCCCUAAUACAGAAUCUCAGACAGUGAAUGUCAGGAAACAUUCAGCAGAAAAGCUUUGCCAAAUUGAGUGCUUUGAUGUAACUUUUUCAUCAAGUCAGUGAACCUGGGAUCUCUUGUACAUAUUAGUCUCACUCUUGUAAGGUUGCAUCAUUUCUACUUUCCCUACUUUUCUUUGCCACCCUGCUCCCUCUCCUACCAGAUGGGACUCUGAAAUGUGCAUGUCCAGAUGAGACCCCAGCAUGCUUCAGGCUUUGAGUAGAGAGGACACAGCCUCUGCUGGGACAGGAAGCGAGGGAUGUGGAAACCCUGAAGAUGCUUUAGGACAAUGGUCUGAGGUUGGGAUGGUGGCAAAAGAUGCCAUUCACUUCGGAUCUCCAGGACAGGAGCUCAGGCUGGCAGUUACAUGUGUUUUUCUUCAAACUGGUUGCCAGGUUGGAAUGACCAAUGACAUCAGAGAUUCCACCCUUCCUGAUUGGAGGGAUUGAACUCUGUGGGGACUUUGAAACUCAGGUGGACAAACAGUAUCUUCUCAGAGCUGUUCUCCACUCCUGACUUCUUCCCAGCCUUCAGAAUAGAUAGCACAUUCUUCUGGUUCCUAGUAGAGUAUGGAGGAAGGCUUUGGCCACAACAGGAACUAGGUUCCCUGGGAGGGAACAGAAUUUGGGGGAGAUCAUGGCCAGCCAUCAAUGGCAACCCCAGGUUGAGGAGCAGAGCCCCCAGCCUAGCACCUCAGAGUACUCCCUCCCAGAGGUGGUGAACUAUGAAAUGCCAGGACCAUCAGGAGAGGGGACUAGAGGAAGAAGAGAUGAGAGAGGAUUGACUAAGAACCAGGAGGGAACAAGGGUAGGGGUUGGGGGUUGGCUCACACCUGUAAUCCCAGCACUUUGGAAGGCUGAGGUGGGCGGUUCACCUGAGGUCAGCAGUUUGAGAUAGCCUGCCCAACAUGGUGAAACCCCAUCUCUACUAAAAAUACAAUAUUAGCUGGGUGGUAGUGGUACGUGCCUGUAACCCCAGCUACGGCUACUCGAGACACUGAGGCAGGAAAAUUGCUUAAGCCUGGGAGGCCAAGGUUGCAGUGAGCCGAUUCUUCCACUGCACUCCAGCCUGGGUGACAGAGCAAAACCCCAUCUCAGAAGAAGAAAAAACAAAGCCGGGUGUGGUAGCUCAUACCUGUAAUCCCAGCACUUUGGGAGGUUAAGGUGGGUGGAUCAACUGAGAUCAGGAGUUUGAGACCAGCCUGUUUUCACCAACAUGGUGAAAACCCAUUUCUACCAAAAAUACAAAAAUUAGCCAGGUUAUAUGCCUGUAAUCCCAGCUACUAGGGAGGCUGAGGUAGGAGAAUCUCUUGAACCUGGGAGGCAAAGGUUGCAGUGAGCUGAAAUGGAGUCACUGCACUCUAGGGGAGAGAAUGAGACCCUGUCUCAAAAGAGAGAAAGAGAGAGAGAGAGAGAGAGA
Molecule: messenger RNA, 8870 nt
Organism: Callithrix jacchus (white-tufted-ear marmoset)
Lineage: Eukaryota; Metazoa; Chordata; Mammalia; Primates; Cebidae
Biological process (GO): positive regulation of cyclin-dependent protein serine/threonine kinase activity
Molecular function (GO): protein kinase binding
Source: RefSeq, a predicted model, not a curated record